AACAAUGAAUUAAAAAAAGUAGCAUUUUUAUUUAAAAACUCCAAAAAUAUUACUUUGUCCUUAUUUAAAAUAAUUUAUUCCACUUUAUCAUUAAUUUAUGUAAGACGAAGAAAUAUUAUAUUUAACAGGAAGCGAACCUUUAACAAUAGAUGAGGAGCUAUAAAAUUAAGAAUCUUGGCUGAAAGAUGAAAGUAAAUAUACAUUUAUAAUAUUUUAAAAAGAUGAAAAUAUAAAACUUCAUUAUGAUGAUUUUCCUGAAGAAACAUAUAAUUAUAGAAUGGUCGGAGAUAUUAAUUUGUUUUUUCAUUCAUAUAUUGAAGAAAACGAAGCAGAAAUAGAUGUUAUGAUCGCAGAUAAAUAAGCAAGAAGACAAGGUUUAGCUCAGCAAGCAGUAGAAAUUAUGAUGGAUUUCGGAAUGGCAUAUUAUAAAAAAAAUAGAUUUAUUGCUAAAAUUAAAAAUGAUAAUUAAAAAUCAAUUAAAUUGUUUGAAAAAAUUGGAUUUUUAAAAUUUGAAGAAGUUUAAAAAUUUAAUGAAGUUCAUUAUUAAAUGAUUUUUAGUGAUAUUAUGACUAUGGACUAGUUUUAUUAAAAAUAUUAACAUAUCAGUAAUGUUUAAAUUUGAUAUAUAAGAAAUUUUAUUUUUAAAGUUGAAUUUAUAAA
Messenger RNA from Ichthyophthirius multifiliis, 660 nucleotides. Its product is annotated as n-acetyltransferase 9, putative. The transcript has 2 exons. Gene Ontology annotation, biological process: protein acetylation. Gene Ontology annotation, molecular function: N-acetyltransferase activity. Lineage: Eukaryota; Ciliophora; Oligohymenophorea; Hymenostomatida. The record is from RefSeq and is a predicted model, not a curated record.